Molecule: messenger RNA, 1059 nt
Organism: Prunus armeniaca (apricot)
Lineage: Eukaryota; Viridiplantae; Streptophyta; Magnoliopsida; Rosales; Rosaceae
Source: the annotation of a GenBank genome assembly
AUGCCGCAAAAGGAGGAUAACUUAGGAAAGAAAUGCCCGAACUUAUAUAUUAUAUCAACAAAGGAUAAAACGGUUUCUAGCUUGUUCGCGGCGAAGCACAAAACCAGGCCAGAGAUGGUGAAGCAAAUAUUGGGUAGGCUCAUCCUACUGACUGACCAAUUCACAAGGGUUUUGGACAGGGCCGUUGUGACAUCCAGGGACCACAGCUUCAUCCCCCACCAGCUUAAAUCCAAGUCUAAAGAGCUGGCAGGACUUCUCCGCCAACUCAGCUGCUCCAACCUCGGCACCUAUGAUCGCCCCGCACGUGCGAUCAUCAACCAAAUCGAAGAAACCCUCGACAGGUGUCUGUUCCGGCUGCUCAAGCAUCCCAAAUGCAUCAUUAUCAAGAUCAUCAAGAAGCGGUUCUCCACCUUCAUCCCCGUUACUUGUUUCCUCGAAAUCUCGGCGCAUCUAGACGCUUCAAUCGGGGAUGUGUCUUGGCUGAUCCGUUUCUGGAGGGCCGAGCCCCCGGACGAGGACUUGGGACGGCCUCCAAUGUUAUUAAAGGAACCCACUCUGUGGCUUGUUUGGGAAGAGAUUGCAAGUCUUCAUCACCCGGCUGUAUCCGUCCAAGCUCGAUGUAGUGCUGCAGCUUCACUCGGUCAGCUUGCCAGGGACCACGAGAGGUACAUGACGUUGAUCAUCCGGGAGGGUGGAGUGGAAGCCUUGUUGAAAUUGAUGGAGGAGGGUCCAAUGGAAGGCCAAGAGAACGCUGCCAGGACCCUUGGGUGGCUGGGACGUUCCUGCGAAAUCGUCGAACACCUUCAUGUGGAUGUAUGUAAAGUGUUUGCGAAAAUCCUCAGAGAAGGCUCCUUGAAAGUUCAGGUUGCAAUGGCCGAGGCGGUGUCAUUGCUCUCAUAUCAGCACCCCGAAUUGCAAGAUGUUUUUGCGCAGCACGAUGUUGUCCGCUUGCUCAUCGGCCAUCUUGCAUUCGAAACUGUUGAAGUGCAUAGCAGCAAAACGACAAUGACAAUGACAAUGCCAAUGCUAAUGAAGACCCAGCCACCAAGGAAAAAAUGA